Molecule: messenger RNA, 1739 nt
Organism: Pistacia vera
Lineage: Eukaryota; Viridiplantae; Streptophyta; Magnoliopsida; Sapindales; Anacardiaceae
Product: triose phosphate/phosphate translocator, chloroplastic-like
Exons: 12
Coding region: 144-1430 (428 amino acids)
Biological process (GO): transmembrane transport
Cellular component (GO): membrane; Golgi apparatus
Molecular function (GO): antiporter activity
Source: RefSeq, a predicted model, not a curated record
UCUCUCUCUGUUAUUUCCGCUUUGUGUUAGCUCCAACUCUCGAUUUCACCGUCACGAUUUGGUUUUAAAUCCUUUAACAAAACCUCCCAUCACUAAAAACUUAACUAGAACCUCUUUUCGUUUUUUUUUUUUUCUGAUUUUUGAUGGCUUCAGUUACUAUCCCACUUUACUCUUCGAUCAAAACUCCUGGUAUCUCUUCACUCUACUUAUCAAAGAGCAAGGUUUCAUCAUCAAGUUAUGUUCAACUUAAAACUGGGUCACUUGCUUCGAAAGCCACGCACUUGGAGUUCUCCCCGUUAACUGAGAAAAAAGAAUCUCCUUUGAGGGUUAAUUUUUCCAGCGAGUUGUUGAGAUUUACAGGCUGGAGUCAACAAAUAAGGCGGCGAAAUACCGUUGACUUUCCGGUUGUUUCAGCUGCUGCAGCGGAUGCAGAUGGUCGUGAGAUUGAGAUUUCUGAUGGGUAUGCGAAGCCUUUAAAGAGCUUUGGUGAGAGAUUUCCUGCAUUGGUUACUGGCUUCUUUUUCUUUAUGUGGUACUUCUUAAAUGUCAUCUUCAAUAUACUCAACAAGAAGGUCUACAAUUACUUCCCAUAUCCAUAUUUUGUUUCUGUUAUACAUCUUCUAGUUGGAGUUGUAUACUGUCUUAUUUCUUGGGGUUUUGGUCUACCCAAGCGUGCUCCAAUUGAUAAGGAGCUCUUGUUACUAUUGACGCCGGUUGCAUUCUGUCAUGCCCUUGGACAUGUCAUGUCCAAUGUAUCAUUUGCCGCUGUUGCUGUAUCUUUUACUCACACCAUUAAAGCUUUGGAGCCAUUCUUCAGUGCUGCUGCUUCUCAAUUUGUUUUGGGCCACCAGAUUCCCUUGUCCUUGUGGUUAUCAUUGGCUCCUGUUGUUAUUGGUGUUUCAAUGGCUUCACUGACUGAACUUUCUUUCAACUGGACUGGUUUCAUCAGUGCAAUGAUUUCAAACAUUGCAUUUACUUACAGAAGUAUCUAUUCAAAGAAAGCAAUGACAGGUAUGGACAGUACAAAUGUGUAUGCUUACAUUUCAAUAAUUGCCCUCAUAGUCUGCAUCCCGCCAGCAGUGCUUAUUGAAGGCCCCCAGCUGAUGCAAUAUGGUUUCAAGGAUGCAAUUGCUAAAGUGGGUCUAACCAAAUUCUUAUCUGAUCUGUUCUGGAUUGGAAUGUUUUAUCAUUUAUACAAUCAGCUUGCGACUAACACAUUGGAAAGGGUUGCACCACUCACACAUGCGGUUGGAAAUGUUCUCAAGAGAGUCUUCGUUAUUGGUUUCUCUAUUGUGGUAUUUGGCAAUAAGAUCUCCACACAAACUGGGAUUGGUACCGCUAUAGCAAUUGCAGGUGUUGCCAUCUACUCCCUCAUAAAAGCAAACAUGGAAGAGCAAAAACGAAGAGCUGCUUUGACUGGUGCUUCAUAGGAGGAAAUGGUUAGAGUUUGAGUAUAAUGCAGAGCCUUGUCUAUUAACGAGAGUAAUAAAGGAGAUCCGCAUUAAAAGGUGGGAUGGAAUCUUCAUAACCGGACUUACAGAGUUGAUGCUGGUAAUUGACUUGGAAAAGUAGUAAACAAUGGAUAUCAAGUCUCAAAAAAUGGCUUUAUCCAGUGAGAAAAUAAGAUAUGAACUCAUUUUGGAUUAAUUAUGUAUGUAAUAUGCUAUUGGGUAAGCAAAUAGCAUCAGUCAAAUUUAAAGUUACUUAUUAAACAAAGUGAAUUCUUUUUCCAGAGCUCA